This is a messenger RNA of Rhinichthys klamathensis goyatoka, 1052 nucleotides long. RefSeq names its product calmodulin 2a (phosphorylase kinase, delta) (gene calm2a). The transcript is spliced from 6 exons. The record is from RefSeq and is a predicted model, not a curated record. Gene Ontology annotation, molecular function: calcium ion binding. Bases 145 to 594 code for a protein of 149 amino acids. NCBI's taxonomy places the organism in Eukaryota, Metazoa, Chordata, Actinopteri, Cypriniformes, Leuciscidae.
UGUGUUGGCGGAUGGAGAUAAAGCAGGGGGAGGGGUUUAUAAGCGACCAUUAAAGGCGCGUCAAGCACUGUAUGAUUGCAUCCUGUUUGUUUGCCAGCUGCGGACUGUUGUUCUGUGUGGAAAUACAUCUGUUAAAAUAUCGCGAUGGCCGACCAGUUGACAGAAGAACAGAUUGCCGAAUUCAAAGAGGCUUUCUCACUCUUUGACAAGGACGGCGAUGGCACCAUCACAACCAAAGAGCUGGGCACUGUCAUGCGCUCACUCGGACAGAACCCGACAGAGGCCGAGCUGCAAGACAUGAUUAAUGAAGUGGACGCUGAUGGAAAUGGGACGAUAGACUUCCCCGAGUUCCUGACCAUGAUGGCGAGGAAAAUGAAGGACACCGACAGCGAAGAGGAAAUCAGAGAAGCAUUCCGUGUCUUUGAUAAGGAUGGCAAUGGUUACAUCAGCGCAGCUGAAUUGCGUCACGUCAUGACAAACCUUGGAGAGAAGUUGACCGACGAGGAGGUUGAUGAGAUGAUCCGAGAAGCAGACAUUGACGGAGACGGACAGGUUAACUACGAAGAAUUUGUACAGAUGAUGACGGCGAAAUGAAGGCCUUGUACAGAUCCUCUCUCUUCUAUAAAUAAUUUGCCUUUUUUCUGUUUAAUUUAUCUGUAAAAUGUUAAGUCCCCUCCCCUUCCUCCUCCCGGCUGUCCAAAGGAACUGCAUGUAAACUGCAUAGGAUCUUCAGUCCUCAUGUCCCUUUCUUUUGCUGUCAUCGUGUUUUUGGAGUGGCGGUGCGGUUACACGGUCAGGUGCUUGUUGCCGUGAAGAGGGGGUUGUGACGUGCAAAAACGUACACGUCACGUCUGUCUGCCCCCCUCAUGCGUAGCAAGAGUGGAGACCUGCCAGCUGGUUGUCUUCUGGCAGCGACGCUGGCACGGCAACAAUGUAGAGGAGUAACUCUGCAUGGACUAUGGACAAAGUAUAUUAUAUAUAAUAUAUAUAUAUAUAUAUAUAAUAUAAUGAAAUUUCUCAGCAUUGCACUACUGCAAAAAAAAAAAGAAAAA